Limulus polyphemus (Atlantic horseshoe crab) is the source of this 1179-nucleotide messenger RNA. RefSeq names its product cardioacceleratory peptide receptor-like. The coding region runs from base 1 to 1179 and encodes 392 amino acids. The record is from RefSeq and is a predicted model, not a curated record. Lineage: Eukaryota; Metazoa; Arthropoda; Merostomata; Xiphosura; Limulidae. Gene Ontology annotation, biological process: G protein-coupled receptor signaling pathway. Gene Ontology annotation, cellular component: membrane. Gene Ontology annotation, molecular function: peptide binding; G protein-coupled receptor activity. The transcript has 4 exons.
AUGUCUUCUGAAUUUGCUAAAUUGUGUGAUGUAGGGUUGUCAGUGACCAAUGACGUUUUAAAGAAGGUUAAUAGCAACUUUAUAAAAGGCAAUUUGCAGCAUCAGUUAAGUGUGGAAAAGAAGGCACCUAUAAAACGAAAAUUGGUUAAAUCUGUUCCACCUAUAACCAAACCACCAACUAGGGUGGUACUUGGUGUUGUUACGUCUAAAGCAAAAGGGUCCUUGGAUAUGAAGCGUAAAGCUAUGUCUUAUGUACUAACUGGCUCUGAAGAGCAGCAUUUUGAAGCUAGAAGUGCAAUAGUUGCUCAUAUGCUAAGAAUACCUGAAUUGCUGGUGUGGGAGUAUUAUGGUCGAGAAUGGAGGGCAGGGGAUGUUGUUUGUCGAUUGGUGAAGUUCCUGCAGACAUUCUCUAUCUGCGCUUCCAACUAUCUUAUCGUAGCCAUCGCUUUAGACCGUUACAAGGAUAUCCGAAGACCGCUGUCUCCUCCGUGGAAGGUAGAAUCAUUUGAGAAAGUUAAUGAGGCUAAGAAAGCUUCUUAUCUGAUUGUGAGGAGUUGGGUUUUAGCUGGAGGAGUAGCCAACACAUCAAACUUAGUACUUUUCCGCCGGAUAAAAUAUCAAGGCCGAAAUGUAUGCCGGAACAUACUUUACGAUUCUCCUCCUAUUCACUUGAGACUUUAUUUGACGGUUAUGAUUGUUGUAGUUUAUGCUUUACCUCUUCUUAUUAUCAGUAUUUGCUAUGUCCGGAUAUUCCAGAAGGUUUCACAAAGAGCAAACGAAAACCAAACAUCAGAAUCAAAGGAUAAACCUGGAAAAGAUCGCAAACUUAUUCUCCGCCAGACUCCAAUGGCAUAUUUACCAAGAGCUAAAUCCAAAACUCUAAAGACGACUUUUGUGAUUGUUACUUUGUUUUUUGUAUGCAGUUCUCCGUAUUGCAUCAUAGAGAUUUGGAGGGUUUACGGGCAAUAUUUAAACGUCGACGCUAUGACGUACUCUAUUCUUGCUGCACAAGCAGUGUCUAAUUCGUCAACAAAUCCUUUGGUAUUUUUAUUAUUCAACUUUGCGAUUAACUAUGGACGUCAAGGGGGUGAAAAUUCCGCAAAAUCUCUCGCAUUCAAAAUCUUCAACCAGGCCAAACAAAAAGAGAACAUCAAUGAGGUGAUUGGAAUAAGGGACUAG